Molecule: messenger RNA, 3256 nt
Organism: Xyrauchen texanus (razorback sucker)
Lineage: Eukaryota; Metazoa; Chordata; Actinopteri; Cypriniformes; Catostomidae
Gene: ppp2r2aa
Product: protein phosphatase 2, regulatory subunit B, alpha a
Exons: 10
Coding region: 234-1583 (449 amino acids)
Biological process (GO): peptidyl-serine dephosphorylation
Cellular component (GO): cytosol; protein phosphatase type 2A complex
Molecular function (GO): protein binding; protein phosphatase regulator activity
Source: RefSeq, a predicted model, not a curated record
CAGCUCACGCACGUCCACAUCGUGUGUGCGUGGGAAAUGUUUACUGUGCGGAUCUAAUAGAGAGACUAAACGCGCUUUUGUACUGAGGGAAUUAUGAAAUCAAACCUCUUUUAACAAAAACGCUAUUCUCUAAUCAAAAUAUCUUUCUUCAAUAAUCGAGUAAGAACAAUUGACGCUUUGGAAAUCAAGAUCGAAAAUAAAGAGGCCCAGGAUUGAUCGAGGUCCCUCCCAGCAUGGAAGGAGAUGUAGACGGUCCGAGCAGCUGGUGUUUGUCCCAGGUCAAAGGGGCAGUGGAUGAUGAUGUAGCUGAAGCUGACAUCAUCUCUGCGGUGGAGUUUAAUCAUUCCGGGGAGUUGUUGGCCACAGGAGACAGGGGUGGAAGAAUAGUGAUCUUCCAACAGGAACAAGAGAGUAAGAGUCUUGCGCAGUGCCGUGCGGAUUAUAACGUCUACAGCACGUUCCAAAGUCAUGAGCCUGAGUUCGACUAUCUGAAGAGUCUGGAAAUCGAGGAGAAGAUCAACAAGAUCCGCUGGCUUCCUCAGAAAAAUGCUGCACACUUCCUGUUGUCAACAAACGACAAAACCAUCAAGCUAUGGAAAAUCAGUGAGCGAGACAAGAGACCCGAGGGGUAUAACCUGAAAGAGGAAGAUGGGCGCUUCAGGCAUCCUUCAUCACUGACAACACUACGGGUUCCAGUAUUCCAGCCGAUGGAUUUGAUGGUGGAGGCGAGCCCAAGACGCGUUUACGCCAAUGCUCACACGUACCACAUCAACUCCAUCUCAGUAAACAGUGACAACGAGACUUAUCUAUCUGCUGAUGACCUCCGGAUCAACCUGUGGCACCUGGACUUCACCGACCGAAGCUUCAACAUUGUUGAUAUCAAGCCGGCUAACAUGGAGGAGUUGACAGAGGUGAUCACGGCAUCAGAGUUUCAUCCGCUCCAGUGCAACACGUUUGUGUACGGCAGCAGCAAGGGUUCAGUGCGACUGUGUGAUAUGAGAGCGUCGGCUCUGUGUGACCAGCAUUCAAAAUCGUUCGAGGAGCCUGAAGACCCCAGCACACGCUCUUUCUUCUCUGAAAUCAUCUCCUCCAUCUCAGACGUGAAGUUCAGUCACAGCGGACGAUACAUGAUGACCAGAGAUUACCUGACCCUCAAGAUCUGGGACCUUCACAUGGAGAGUCAACCGGUGGAAACUUACGAGGUUCAUGGUUAUCUCAAAAGUAAGCUGUGCUCUCUCUAUGAGAACGACUGUAUCUUUGAUAAGUUCGAGUGCUGCUGGAGGAGUGAUGACAGUGAGGUCAUGACCGGCUCCUAUAACAACUUCUUCCGGAUGUUUGAUCGUGAAGGCCAGCGCGAUGUGACCCUGGAAGCCUCGUGGGAGAACGGCUUGCCUGGCUGCCCGCUCAAGACCUGGCGGGUGAGUGCGGGCAGCAGGCGCAAGAGAAACGAGAUCGGCGUGGACUGCCUCGACUUCAGCCGAAAGAUCCUAUACACAUCCUGGCAUCCUCAGGAUAACAUCGUUGCCUUGGCGACAGUCAAUAACCUUUACAUAUUCCAGGAGAAACUGAAUCAGGACUUUUAAAUUGGUUCAUCCCUGUUCCUGGCUCUAGGAGUUUGGCGGGAUCAGUUCUAACCUAGUAUCCAUGCACAACUUUUCUCCUGCAACUCAUAGUCUUACUAUUAACUACUGUAGUACGAGAGAACCUUUGGAUUAUUAUAUUAUGUUAAUUGAAACACUGUUGGCCGAAGGGAUUUUUAUUUUGUUUGUUUGUUUUUGUUUUUCAUAUUUCUGUAUUUGGUCUUUAUUUUGCACGUCAUUGACCUGUCAGUUUUAGCUUUAAAGUGAUAGUUCAGCCCCUCCUCAAACAAAUGAUAAUUUGGUCAUUAUUUACUCACCCUCAUGGCAAAUUCCAAAUUCUGUAUGCUGUUUUUUUCCAUCUGAUUAAAGUGAAUAAGUCCUCCAAAUAAAAACAAAAGCACCAUUAAGUAGUCCAAACGACUCCUGCACUAUUUUCCAAGUCUUCCGAAGCCAUACGAUAGCUUAUGUGAGGAACGGACUGAAAUUGAUGUUGUUAUUCACUGAAAAUCUUUCCCUCUGCUGUAGAUAAAAAUAUCAAAUCUGUUUAAUCACAAGACUUAUCAGUGCACAUUAUUUGUAAUCUUUUUGUUUUAUUUUCAGUGAAUAACAACUUAAAUUUUAUGUUGCUCACAAACUGCUGUCGUGUGGCUUUAAAUGACAUGGAAUAUAACACACAAGUCACAUGGACUACAUUUAUGUUGCUUUUUUUGAUAAGUUUUGGAGCUUGACAGUCCCAGUCCUCAUUCACUUUAAUAAAAUGGAAAAGAGUGGCCGGUACGUUCUUCAACAUUUCUCCUUUUGUGUUCCAUGGAAAAAGUCAUAUUGGUUUGGAACAACACGAGGUUGAGUAAAUGAUGACUAUUUAAAUUUUUUGGGUGAACUAUUCUUUUUAACAGGAACACGUUCAAGUUAUUUUCAAAAUCUCAAACUCUCAACCAAACUGACCUACGCAACCCUAGAAUCCUGUUUAAUAAGUUUGCAUAAUCAUGAUUAACACUGAAUCAAUUUCUUAAGGUGAAACUCAUGCGCUGGUCUCCCCCCAAAAUAACCUUCUCUUUUCCCACUUAAAGUACAUUCUCCUUCUCAGAACUCAGGCCUGGGCAACAGGAUUUUUCCCGCACCCAAAAGUCUAAUGCCUGAUAUUCGUACACAAGUGCAAUUGACUUGAAGCAGGGUUCCCAAAUAGCAACAGUGCAUUAUUUCUGAUAAAGUCCCUAGUGGAUACAACUAAUUGUGGCAUUAAUUUUAUGCAAUAUCGUUGUGGAAACGAGACUUUUGAUCUGUCUCUUUUUAUUGUUUUAUAUGGAGACACAAAUGUUUUAAGUCUUAAGUAAAUGUUGGUGCUGAUGUGCAUGUUUAUAAUGUCUUAUGGUUUUGGCAUCUAGUGUAUCUUUUUAUUUGCAGCUUUUUAAUACAGGAUGGUUCUUAUGAGGUAAAGUGAAUGCUCUAGAUAUUUUUAUAUGAAUUUUCAAAAAUCGAGAAAUUAUCUCCUUGACAGUGUUCAUUGUAUUUAAUGCAGUCAUGUGACUGUCCAAGAGCUGUUGAGUGGUGCAGAAUGAUACUGUAGCGCGUUUACAUGAUCUGGCCUGCUGUAUAUGAACAAACCCUGAUAUAUGUUCCCUUUUAUCCUAAUAGUUGUAAAACCCAAAUGUAAAAUAAAACUUAAAUUUUAAGUC